AUGCCAGUAUUCAAAGAUCAGGGUACAGAAAGUGGUACUGGAGAACUCUUCAACUAUUGUAUGGAAAUGUUUGCAAUUGAGUUUUGUCCAUUUUUAAAUAUAUGUGCAUCUCUUGCCCUUGCCAGUGAAGAUAGUUGUUUGAAGGUUAUAGAGAGAAUAAAAUGCUUACCUGUUUUUACUGAGUACCUGGAAAAUGUAGAUGAGAGAGAUAUCAUUGCAACUCAAGAGCUAUGUGUUUGGCAGUCAAUAAAAUCUAAACCAGUUUAUGGUGAUAACAACCUUUUGAUACCAGAGGGAACACUUGGUGUUGUGGUUAAAGAUGCAGAUAAAAAUGGUGCAUCUAUUAUUCAGUGGAAAGUAACUGUAAAUGGAUGGCAGAUUUGUUUAAGAGAAAUGCAUAUAAAGCUUCAGGAAAUGGCUUUCAGCUUAGCUUUCCCAGCACCUGUAAGUGUGCAGCGAAUAGAAGCUGUUGGAAAACUUGUACUUAAUAUUCUAAAAACAAAUUUGGAAAUGCGAUUUCACCUUAGUCAUUUAAUAAAUGUUCUUUUUUCAAUUUUUCAAAGGUAUAUAAAUAGUUCUCUACCCUCUCUGGAGCUGGUUGCUAUGUUCCUUGAUAUAGCUGGCUUGCUUUCAAAGAACAUGUCAGAUAUAUGGCAACAACUUGCACAAAUGCAUGUUCUCCCAUUUUUAACAAAUUUUUCGAAGAAUUUAUCUGAUCUUCUUAGUGGGAUAGGUAUGAAUGUUGGCAUUAUUGGACAACUUAUUGCUUCAAGAGAAUGUGUCUCUGGAGAAUACACUCUUUGUCUUGCCUUUCUAAAUGUAGUUUCGAAUGUAGCACAAGGAGCUGUAGAUGAAGAUGAAAAUUUCCUUGCAUGUAUUGUUUAUAUUUUACGAGAAAUAUUUUCAUAUUUUCCUAAAUGGUACUAUGUAAAUCCACAGGAAAGAAUACUUAUAGGCCAGAAGUGCUUAAAUUUACUUCAUAGCCUGUUUUCUGUUGAAAAGUGCAGAGUGCAGACAGUUGAUAAAGCUCAAGAGUUAUGCAUUUUUACUCUCCUGCAUUUUGAAGCUGGCCAGACAUUGCUUAGAAUUGCUUGUACUGGAGAAGAAGUCAUCCAGCAAACGAUACUAAAGCAAAAUAGGUAA
Messenger RNA from Stegodyphus dumicola, 1143 nucleotides. It is a transcript of the gene Nup188, whose product is annotated as nuclear pore complex protein Nup188. Gene Ontology annotation, cellular component: nuclear pore inner ring. The record is from RefSeq and is a predicted model, not a curated record. Gene Ontology annotation, molecular function: structural constituent of nuclear pore. Lineage: Eukaryota; Metazoa; Arthropoda; Arachnida; Araneae; Eresidae. Gene Ontology annotation, biological process: RNA export from nucleus; protein import into nucleus.